UUAAGAAGAUAUAUGGUGAUGGCCAGGGCACCAUGCAGUAUAUCACCAGUGUGCUGAAUGAGUGGGGCCAGUUCUUGACCACAGUGGUGGUGGCAGCUGAGUCUGAGGGGUGCUACAGAUGUAUGGCCAAAGGUCUGAUGGUCCGCUUUGAACGAGCUAGGGCUCCUGCACCAACUGUCAUAUAUGCAGAUAACAACUGUUGUCGUGGCAGUGGUUCGUCCUUCCUGGAGAUUCUGUUCGGGCACUGGGUGCAGAAGGGCACUGUGGUCAGACUGGACAUCCGACACUGGCUGCAACGCUGGGAUGCUGUUGUCAUCAAACAGAGCCAUGCCAAGUAUGGGGUGUUCAUGAGUGCCCUGGCAGGUACAGUGCUGGCCUACAACAAGGACGAUAUGAUGCUCCUAAUCCAAGCAGUCAGGAAGGGCAACCAGGAGUUGUACGCCAGUCUUUCAGACGAGGACAUGAUAGCCUUCCUCAAACCUCACCAGAUCAGGUCCUAUGUCAGACGGAUCACCCGUGGGAUUGAAGAGACAGCUUCAGCAAUUGAGUCCAUCAUUAUGGAGUUCAAGGGACCUGCAGGCCUUGACAUUGAUGGAAUCCACCUGUUCAAAUCAGCACAGGCAGUGGAUUCUCACUGGGCAACUGCAAGCAACCAUCUUAGUUGUAUGCAGGACCCCCCUGGCAUACAGCUGUAUGUGUCAGUGAAGGUGGUGUUGCUGAAUGGUGUCUGCGAGGCAGUAACUCCUUGGAGGGCUUGCACUCACACAUGUACAAUGCCAUUCCCUCACAGAGAUGUGGAGUUAUGCCAUUCCAAGUGUAUCUGAUUGCAUUUACUGUGCAGUGGAACAGCCGGGUUGCUGGUGGUCAUGGCAGGCAGACGUGGUAUAUGGACCCGCGGC
Molecule: messenger RNA, 899 nt
Organism: Micropterus dolomieu (smallmouth bass)
Lineage: Eukaryota; Metazoa; Chordata; Actinopteri; Centrarchiformes; Centrarchidae
Exons: 5
Coding region: 33-824 (263 amino acids)
Source: RefSeq, a predicted model, not a curated record